This is a messenger RNA of Naegleria fowleri, 579 nucleotides long. RefSeq lists its product as uncharacterized. The coding region runs from base 1 to 579 and encodes 192 amino acids. Lineage: Eukaryota; Heterolobosea; Eutetramitea; Acrasida; Naegleriidae. The record is from RefSeq and is a predicted model, not a curated record. Gene Ontology annotation, molecular function: acyltransferase activity, transferring groups other than amino-acyl groups. The transcript has a single exon.
AUGUCGCAUCCACCACUCUAUUUGAUUCGACAGGAAACUCCUCAAGAUCAUAAAGCAGUAUUUGAACUCAUCGAAGAAGCCUUCCGGGAGCUUGUUGUCAGCGACCAUCAAGAGCAAUUUCUUGUGGAAAGACUUCGACUCUCUCAGACCCACUUUGUCCCUCAACUUUCUUUAGUCGCUCACACAUUGGAUGGAGAAAUUAUUGGUCACAUCUUGCUCACUAAAUGUCAUAUUUUACAGCCACGAGACAGACUUCACCAACGAAUCGAAUCAUUGGCUCUAGCUCCUCUCUCUGUUAAACCAACUUUUCAAAGAAAAGGUAUUGGGGCAGCUCUCGUGCAUGAAGCUCAUAGCAUUGCAACACAAUUAGGAUUCACUUCUGUUGUGGUUGUGGGACAUCCCGACUAUUAUCCAAAAUUUGGUUAUCGACCUGCCAAACAAUUCGGAAUUGCAUUUCCCUUUGAGGUUCCUGAUGAAUGUGGAAUGGUCAUUGAAUUGCAAAGUGGUGCUCUGAAGGAAUGUAGAGGUGGUAUUGUGGAGUAUGCACCUGAAUUCCAAAUUGGAGAGAAUAAAGAAUAA